Messenger RNA from Paramacrobiotus metropolitanus, 2259 nucleotides. RefSeq lists its product as uncharacterized. The record is from RefSeq and is a predicted model, not a curated record. Lineage: Eukaryota; Metazoa; Tardigrada; Eutardigrada; Parachela; Macrobiotidae. The transcript is spliced from 3 exons. Gene Ontology annotation, molecular function: protein serine/threonine kinase activity; ATP binding; protein binding. The coding region runs from base 668 to 2071 and encodes 467 amino acids. Gene Ontology annotation, cellular component: cytoplasm. Gene Ontology annotation, biological process: protein phosphorylation.
CUGUGCUGUUGUAGCCUUUUUCGCUUUUGCUGGGCACAGAUAUGUAGAAUAAAUUUUCUGUAAAUUAAUCUUAUGCAGAUAAUUCGCUUUUUGGUUUGUUAUGUUGCAACAAUAAUGGGAAAUAUUUGGUACAAGGCGCCCGACAACCGCGACGCUGAAAUCGUAGGGAGAAAUUGCCGGUAUAAUUAUUCAACUACUGAUUUCAUUGCAAAAGGAGCAUUUGGCGCAGUUUAUAAAGCUACAAUUACGGAACGUGGCAAUUAUGCGGGAGAGGAUGUUGUUGCCGCUAAAGUUGUUCAUCUUGAAGCUCAGUCCGAAAUUAUUGUUAAUCCGACAACCUGGGCGGAAAGGCUUGCCAGGUUACGGAAACUCCCGAAUUUAGUGCACGAAAACCUAGUACCGCAUCAUCAAGUUUGCAUAACGAGAUCUUCUAACGGAGUGACAUUACAGAUACUGAUGGAGCUUUGUAGCAUAUGUUGCAGGUGAUUUAUCAUUUUUCCUCAAAGAAGCAAAGAAGGACACAACUCUCUUUAGCAGCUACCAAGUCGUUGAACGUUACUGUCGCGACAUCACAGUUGGACUGCAUUUCUUGCAUGCGCAGGGAAUCAUACAUGGGGAUCUGAAGCCUGGAAACGUCCUAGUGAAACGCCUGCCAAACGGAAGCAGGAUGUUGCUAAUCGGUGACUUGGACGAUUUAGUUCAAAUGCAAGAAGCCGUUACUUGCUCCGGGGAUAUAUCACAACUGCGGGGAACCGUACGCUACAUGUCACCCGAAAUGCUAAGAAAGUUUUGUACAUCAAGCGAUGAAACUCCCGGCCGAAAAACCGAUAUAUGGAGCUUGGGUUGCGUAAUACUGGAGAUGGCCGAAUGCCAUGUAGGCAAAGAAGCUGCACAGCUGCAUGUAAAAGAUGGAGAAACUGACAACCUUUGCAGUAUUACCCCGGCCAAAUUCGCCUCGAAAAUAAUCGACGGCUACGUACCAUUUAUCAGGGAGGACAUACCGGUACGUUUAGCGGCUUGUGCACGGCUUUGCUUGCAGCAGGACCCAACAAGCAGAAUAUCUGCCAUAGAAAUGCUGCAUGAAUUACCGGUGGUGACCGUCACGGUGUUUGCUAGCAACGCAGCUCUCGGCUGUAUCCAGGUUUUAAAUUUCGACCCAGCAACAAAUAAAAUCCAUGCUCACGAACUGCGUACACCUGGAGACUUGGAAAUACAAAUAAGAUCCUUUCAGCUUAGCAUCCCGAAAAGAGAGAUUGUAUUCCAAACCAUCACAAACGAUAGUAGAACGAAACUGUAUGUCUGGAAUAUGAACACGAAUGAUUGGAAGAAAUCCUUCACGCCUCAUCAUUAUGAUCCAGUUACCUCUGACUGUCAUUUUCCGGUGGUGGUCAAUGACAUGAUUUGUUAUUUUCGCUUUGAUCAUGGCCGUGAGGCCCGUGAAUAUGAUUUUGUGCAAGAGGAAGUAUGCAGUUAUUUUCGCUAUGAUCAUGGCCAUGUGACCCGUGAAUAUGAUUUCGUGCAAGAGGACGUAUGCAAUGCCAAUGCUAAGGUUAUGCGGCUGUUCCAGUGUAACGGGUUAAACAUACACAUAUCGGCGGUUGCUGAGUUUGAGCAGAAACUGCUAUAUGCUUACAACUAUUUUUUGGACGAUCUCUCCACCGGGCUGGCACUGUACGAUUCCCUAUCUGGCGAAUGGACUCAUUUACGAGAUCUCCCGCAAGCGCGCAGUCGGUUUAGUAUGGCAGUCGUCAACGGUUACGUGUACAUUCUGGGUGGCAAGGUCAGAGAAAAACCGUCUUCAUAUUUGUGGAUUGCUACAACGACCUGCAUUCGCUUGAACAUCAGAACAGCGGAAUGGGAGAGUAUUCAUCAUCUUCGAAAACCGAGAUGCCGGCACUUGACUGGAUUUUUCAACGACAGAAUAUACGUAUGCGGAGGCCGAAAUGACGCAAACGAACAUGCACUGGAAAUUGAAGUUUACGAUACUGCCCGAGAGGAACCCUGGUCUACCGUCGCACUAUCGGCACAAGAUCAGCAGCUACUGCGGAAAAUAAUCCUUGGGGAGGAAUAAUAAUCAUUUCAGCUAGUUGAUGAUACAAAAAUACGUCUGUUCUUGGAUAUGCCAAGCAAUUUCUUUGAAAUGCAGCCUUCGAUCAUUUUCACAGAGCGGUUAAUACAAAAACCAUUAUUUAAACUACCACUAAUUUUGGUAUUGAUUAAAUAUUAAAGUAUGCAUUUGCUUCAUUGAAACAGCUUGCU